Messenger RNA from Penaeus monodon (black tiger shrimp), 2480 nucleotides. RefSeq lists its product as uncharacterized. The record is from RefSeq and is a predicted model, not a curated record. The transcript has 2 exons. Gene Ontology annotation, molecular function: nucleic acid binding; zinc ion binding. Gene Ontology annotation, biological process: DNA integration. The coding region runs from base 614 to 2434 and encodes 606 amino acids. NCBI's taxonomy places the organism in Eukaryota, Metazoa, Arthropoda, Malacostraca, Decapoda, Penaeidae.
CUUUAGGUUUAAAAGGCGAUGACAUACCUAAAUACAUUUUAAAUCAGCAAGCAAUUGCAAGGGAGGAGCGAAAUAGGGAGAGAGAAUUAAAGUUGAAGGAGUUAGAAGAGGAAAUGAAAGGGCUAGAAUAGAAGCAGAAAGAGAGAAGGUAAAGUUUGCUCACGAGUUAGCACUGGCUAAAAUUAAAGCUGGGAAUAACGGUAACAAUUCUUUAUCUCCCAUUCAUGUAAGCGGUGCUGUAAGACCUAAUUUACCAGUAUAUCAAGAAGGUGAAGACUUUGCAUCUUACCUCAUUCGUUUCGAACGAGUUGCCAGCCUUUUAGAUAUCAGUGAAGACAGUUAUGCUGUGCGUUUGGGAAGCUUGCUUACAGGUAUAGCAGUAGAGAUAUAUACCUCAUUGUCCCCCGAAAUAACUGCUGAUUAUAAACAGUUGAAAAAAGCUCUUCUUAAUGGGUUUAGUAAGACCCCUAAUGGGUAUAGACAAGACUUUAGAGCUGCUAAAAUCAAGGUCGGGGAAACCUAUAAACAAUUUUCAAUUAAUCUCGGUAGACUUUUUGAUCAGUGGAUAGAUAGUAGCGGCCUCGAGAACUCUUACGAAUCGCUUAGAAGCUUCAUGAUACUUGACCAAUUUAAAUCAUCUCUUUCCCCGGAUCUUAGGAUAUAUAUCAAAGAGCAUAAUGUACCUACUCUUGAUCAGACGGUGCAGUUGGCUGAUAACUGGGCUGCCGCUCACAAUGCUUAUCCCAAGUCGAACACUACUUUCAAAACCAAGAAAAGUACGGAGAAUAAGCCCGUUAAUCAUGUUCCUGUCAUGAAGGAGAACUUUAUCAAAGAAAUCAAAUGUCACAAUUGUGGAGAAUUUGGUCACUACAGGAGUCGAUGCCCUAAAAAUCCUUUAGCUUUUAAGAGUAUUCCUUCAGAGAGGAAUCCUGAAAAGGUUAGCUUUUCAUUAUCAGAUUCAACUCCACGUAAAUAUCUGGCUAAUGGUACAGUAAAUGGACAGAAAGUUUCCACUAUCCUUAGAGACUCUGGUUGUUCAUGUGUUUUGAUCUCAAACGAAGUACUGCCCGAUAUUGAUAUCAGUAACAGUAAAUUAGUCAAAGUUUGCGAUUACUUGGGGCGAGUAGAUUAUUUUCCUCAGGUUCGCUGUUACAUCACCUGCCCCUACUUUGUUGGAUGGACGAAUGCCCUGCGAGCACCUCUCAAAUUUUGCAGUGUGCUCAUCGGUAAUAUCCCAGGGGUACGAGAUUCUAAUUCAAAUACUGAUGUAUUUGAUUCUCCCGUCCAUAAGAAUGACCAGGUUCAGGCUAUACAGACCAGGGCGUACAAGAACAAGAGGAUUCAUCCUCUCGUUCUGCCUAAAUUGAAACCUGUAAAUAUCACUCCGACGGAAUUUGCGAAACUGCAAAGUUCCUGUCCCUCACUGUCUUCUGUCAGGGAAAAGGUCAAAUCGAGAGAACCUCAUAUGACCCGUGAUGGUAUGAAGUUUGAGUAUAUUGAAAAUGAUGGAUUGCUUUACCGCAAGUGCAUAAAAUCUAAAUUUCAUGAUAGGAUUGGGAAGAUGUCUUUAGUCGUGCCCGCCGACUGCCGAGCUAUAGUAACGUCAAUUGCUCAUGAGUCUCCUCUCGCUGGCCACUUUUCUCAUCUCAAGACUUUGAGAAGGGUAACAGAUCAGUUUUAUUGGCCAAGUAUGGGAAGUGACGUGAGAGAUUUUUGCCGAUCUUGUGAUAAAUGCCAACGAAUGUCACACAAAGGGCGAGUGAAACCCGUCCCUAUUAAACCCAUGCCGAUUAUUACGGAGCCCUUUUUGCGUGUUGCAAUAGACAUAGUAGGUCCCCUGAAUCCCCCCUCUGAUGAUGGACACAAGUAUAUUUUAACACUUAUAGACUACGCGACGGGCUUCCCUGAAGCAAUUCCGCUCAGAGAAAUAGACUCCGUGUCUGUGGCGGAAGCUUUGCUCGUUAUAUUUUCCAGAGUAGGAAUUCCCAGGGAAAUUCUUUCCGACAGAGGCACGCAGUUCACUUCACAACUGAUGGGUGAACUUCAUAAAUUGUUGGGUAUUAAGCCUCUCUUCACCACUCCAUAUCAUCCUAGUGGAAAUGGAAGGGUUGAAAGAUUUCAUAGUACUCUGAAAGCAUCCUUAAGAAAGCUGUGUGUGGACAAGCCCAAAGAUUGGCACCGCUAUCUUAUUCCUACUUUAUUUGCCCUCAGAGAAAUUCCGAGUGACAGGACUGGGUUUUCUGCCUUCGAACUCCUGUAUGGUCGUGCUGUGCGAGGUCCUCUGACAGUGCUGAGAGAUCUAUGGGAGGAUAGGAGUAUCAAGGAUGACGAGCGAACUACCUUUCAGUAUGUCAUAGAGCUCAGGGAUAAACUAGAGGAAUGUGCUAAGAUAGCUGCUCAUAAUGCUGACAUCAGCUCAACCAGAUACUGCUAAUAAACUUCUAAUGACUUGGAGUGGUCCCCAUACGGUGAUGGAGAGA